UUCUCCAGAGUAUCGCGACUGCGUGAUAUGUUUCAGAAUGGAGAUAUUCGCCCAAUCGAAGAAUUGGAUGACUUCGAGGCAUAUGUUAGUCCCCCUCCUUUCGCCAGUGUGGAUGAUCCGUCAAGGUUUCUUCGGACAUUGCCAGGUUCCCCUCCACUUUCGGCUUUGCGCAACCAUCGGUCCAUCAUUGCCAAAGAAGUUGGAGAUAAACCCCAGUCAGAAUGGUGGGAAGCACUAAUCGAAGUUGGUUCCAAAAACGAUUUAGCUGUACCCUUGCAUCGAUUAAACGUUUGA
Messenger RNA from Echinostoma caproni, 294 nucleotides. Lineage: Eukaryota; Metazoa; Platyhelminthes; Trematoda; Plagiorchiida; Echinostomatidae. The record is from the annotation of a GenBank genome assembly.